AAGACCAAGAACCAAUGAAUGGCUGAGGAACCUGUCGCCUUCCCAGCACAGCCAGGCUGCGAACCAACCGACCAAACCAACAACAGCAUCGGGCUCACCUCGGCUGUGAAGGCUGCAAUGCAUAUAUGAACGCGUGGCCCAUACAUCCUGCACCCCAUUCCGAAGUGAGUUGACGUUCACCCCAAACCUGCCAACUCGCCGCGAAAAUGAUUCUCAACUUUUUACAAGCUUACAGGAACACCACCAUAACCGCCCAUCGCCGCCUUAUGGAACAACUAGUACUUGCGGCAAUGCCGGUUAUCCCGGUUUCCCUUGCUGAGAAUGAAUCGAUCAACCUGCCGCUCAAUGGGCCAAUUCACGUCCACAUCACCAUUCCAUUCUCGCUCUUGGUCAAGGACUUCGACCCGAAGACUACCCAAGUUCCACCACGUAUGAAAGCUGGACCGUGGUGGCGGCCGACUUGGUUGUUUGGAUAUCGAUACGAAACUCCGACCCACCCCGAGGUGAAGGCCUUUGAUCUCACCAGUCCGGCCUUCAGACAAGAACUGUGGCCAAAGCUGAGUGUGCUGCUGUUUGGAAAGGAGGAAGUGACGAUGUAUAGCGUUACAGGUUGCGACAUUCAGGACUGGGAACACGCCGCUGCCUCCAAUAUUGUCUGGUCGUUUGCCACGGGUGUCACGGAUGACAACGUUGACCGCGCGAGAGCUGUGGUUCUGAAACUCAACAAUCAUCCGUCCCGCCCAGGGCUAUUCACUGUUGAGGAGUUGGAAGGGGCGGAAGACGCAGCCUGGAAGAAGGUCUUGAUGGAUACAGAGCCGUGGGAGGAGACGCCUGAAGAGUCUGCUGUUGACGUUGAAAUGACGAGGAGGAACCGGGGGCUCUAUCAGUACAUGCGGGACCGGGAUGUCCGACCUUCUGAUGAGAAGGGGUUCGUCGAGAAGGGGGUAGCGGAGAGCGACUAGCUGUGGUUAACUUCCCUACGACUUCCAGGCUAUCCCCAUCCACUUACUAUUUCGGUAGGGGCAAAUGUGACACAACGGUGGCUCACAAAAUGUUGUACUGUGCCCAUUUUCCUUUCCUUUAACCUCGUUCUCUCGUAGGGUUGUCCUUAAAUUCUAUAGACACAUUCGCAAGGCAAUGAUAAAACUUUAGGACAAUUGGAUGGUUGGCCACGCACUUUAACCCAAUGACACCUGGUGGCCUUGAGGGUAAUCGUGGG
Messenger RNA from Chaetomium fimeti, 1219 nucleotides. RefSeq lists its product as uncharacterized. The record is from RefSeq and is a predicted model, not a curated record. The coding region runs from base 207 to 962 and encodes 251 amino acids. The transcript is spliced from 2 exons. NCBI's taxonomy places the organism in Eukaryota, Fungi, Ascomycota, Sordariomycetes, Sordariales, Chaetomiaceae.